Molecule: messenger RNA, 2589 nt
Organism: Mixia osmundae IAM 14324
Lineage: Eukaryota; Fungi; Basidiomycota; Mixiomycetes; Mixiales; Mixiaceae
Exons: 14
Coding region: 1-2589 (862 amino acids)
Cellular component (GO): cytoplasm; ribonucleoprotein complex; nucleus
Molecular function (GO): mRNA binding
Source: RefSeq, a predicted model, not a curated record
AUGGACGACAGCGUACCGUCAGACACCGUGCGACAUCUUCUCUCUACUGCAUGCGAUGAUCCGCGAACCAGCAGCAGUCAAGCCUCAACGGCAUCUGCCGAGCUACUCGAGCUCUGCAUUCGUCAUGAUGACCCAAAAGCGCUACUCCUUGCCCUCACUACCGCCGUCUGCGAGAUAGCCGACAAUAUCGAGGAGGUCGCAGCGCAGCCGGUAUCUGAACUGUUGUUCGGGCUCGACGCUCUGCCAGUGAUCUUUGCACGACUAACGCUGCGUCGGACAGCCCUGCUCAGCUCGACUCUGGACAGUUUCUCGACUGCGUUUCUCAACCUCAAGCCGACAGCUUCAUCAGACGCCGAGGAUCGCCUGCUCCGAUGGCGCAAAGCCAUGUUAGCAUCGCUCGACUGCGCGCUCGCGGAUUUGCACACCCGUCAGUCUGCUCGCUUGCUCGUCGAGCUCCACACGCAAGAUCUCAUUGCGGUAUGCACAUCCAACUCGCUUCCGUCUGCUUUCGCCUCGACAAGCUUCGCGCAGGCAGCCUAUGAGGAGCUAUUUCCUGAAUUGCAGCCGCCAUCAGCACGUGGACUGUCAAGACGAAUCAGUCUAGGACCAAAGCUUGACGGCUUCGACAUAGAAAUCGUCAUGGCACAAUUACACAAAGCAGGCUAUGCAACCUGUUAUCAGCAGCAUCCUAGAGCUAUUACGCGCAUACUUGGCUAUGUCGCCGCUGUAUGUGACCAGCAACCGCCAAGCGCAGGUUUACAAGACGCUGUCAUCAAGCUAUCGAUGAACAUAGUCCGAUCAGGGUGUGAUGCAAGUGAGCUCGACCCUGCAAUUGCUAUACUCGUCAGAUGGGUCAAAGGCUCAGUGUUCGCCCCAGAAAAUAAUAAUUUUGAGCUCUUGCUUCAGAUCCUGCAAGCUGCAGCCGCGCAAUGCCAAGAGAUCGUGCUACGCAAUAUUGCCUUCCGUUUGCUCGGCUUCCUCAUCAAUACAGUCUGUCAGGAGCGAGAAGAUCGUCAGAUGCAAUGCUAUGUCGAGCUGCUCGAACACGACGCGCCCAUCGCCUUUCAAGCCAACGCGCUUCAGCCGUUUCGAGAAUUGCUCAAUAGCUGUUUCCAGCGGUCGGAGGCCUCACUUUUCCUGACGACAGCAUUUGCGACGGUAUUUGCACCGAUUCUAUGCAGUCUAGGCGACGAGUUGCUUGCGAUGAGCGACGAACAAACCGCUGCAGAGCUUGUGCCUCUCGUUCUCGAUAGGGCGCAAUUUCUCUACUUUUUGUUCUCUCGAGAUCACGACAAUCAGACCGGCAUGCGCUCAUCGCCCGCAAAAGAGGCCCUCGAGCGACGCUUUCUCGUGCAAGCACGCGCGGUCACGGACAAGCUAGUCAAAGCGGGGCUUCAGGAUAUGACGCUCGCCCUGGCUCAGGAUGCGCUCGCACGUCUCACUCAGGUCCUCGCUUCAGCUGGCGACGUCGUCAGCAUGGUGCGCAUCCAGAUCCGCAAUCUAUCGUCUAUGACGAUUCAAGAUGACCUCGAAGAACUGUUCGGCAAGUUCGGACCACUCGACAACAUCCGCAUGAAGCAGGGCUUUGCUUUUCUCGAACUGCCCACGCAAGAGAGUGCAGAGGCAGCCAUCGCAGAGGUCAACAGUCGUAGUCUCUUGGACGAAGAGGAAGCUGUUUCGCUCAUCGUUACCUUGGCGAAAGAAGCUCCAGAGGCAGUCGACGAGGACUUUGGCACUCGCGCCGAGUAUACUCGCAGCAGUACAGGCUAUCGCGUCGAGAUCUCUGGCAUAUCCUCUUCGAUCACCUAUGAAGAUCUAAAAAGACUCGGCCGUCGUGCCGGACAUCCUAUGCGUGCUGACUUCGAGCGCAAGACUGGCAUUGGCUUCAUCGACUUCGGUGAACACGAGCAGGCAAAGCGUGCGGUAAAGAUGCUGAAUCGAAACAUCGUGUACGGCCACAUGAUCCGUGUAUACCAUGAGGGCUUGCCUUAUGUAGGCACACAACUCGAUCUCAGACUUCGACUCGGUGUUCAGCCGUCUCACUACUUGCAUUACCCGCGUGACGAGUCAAAGCACAAGCCCAAGAAUCCGCUUGUUAAGCAAAACGAUUACAGGCGCGAGCCGAGAGGCGACUAUGCGGACGACAUGGCGCGAGAUCUGCGAGGCUCCUGUAGAGACGAUGAUCGCCGAAAUAGCUUCGGUGGUGAUCACCGGAACAGAUACAUCCGAGAUCGCUUACGCUCCCCUGAUCGCCCUGUGUCGCCUCGCCGCUCAUCGUCACUCGCCGACAAUCACCAGCGUCCCUCUCGUUCAGGCGUUUACAGAGGCGAAAGCCGCCGCUACUUACCAACAUGGGGCGCCGAGCGAGCCCACAAGGGACCGAUGUCGUCGAUAAAGAUUGCAAGCCUUUAUUGUGGCGAGAAGAUCGCAACGGCAUGCGCCCGUCUGAAGACGACUAUCACUCCUUCAAUCGCGGCUAUGCGGCGUCAGGUCGAGAUGCCGAGCGCCGAUAUGACCGCUCGUAGGAAUGUACAAAUGGUCAUCAUGCGCCUUGUUGUCACCAUUGCGCAUCGUUCGCAUUGUGUCUGA